AAAUAAUUCAUGACCUCUUUUACUCUAACCAAUGACGUACCUCGCUUUGGAGCGAGCCCCCGCCACGCAACCAAUCAGAAGCCAGGAAUCGGAUCCGUGCCCUCGAGUGCAUUGCGAUGCGUGUCAUGUGACAGGACUCUGCGAGAAAUGCCAACAUGGAACCGUGGCAAGGACGAUGUUCUUCCCAACAAUAACACUGAAAGAGACAUCUGGAUUCAUCCUAUGUCGUACAUCCACAAGCCGGAUAUUUCAAUCCAUAUUUACACAAGUGUUUACAAACCGUGGCAAUAUCUUCAGCCUUCCUCUGAUCUGCACUCCAACAAAUGGUCUCCAUAAGUGACAAAGCGGUGGCCACUGCUAAUGAAUCGUUCGCGGACCAUUCCUUGGCCACCUUGCCUUUCUUCGAGGUGGGCGGCAGUGAGAGCAGCGAGAGGGGCAGCUCCAUCUCGUGCUCCAGUCCCGAAACCGGAGAUGCUGGAGCUCGACUCAGCUACAGCCCAGGGGGGGAAGACGAGGAUGAAGGGCCGCUGCAAAUCUUUUUAGACACUGAGGAGUUGUUGACUCAGCAGCCCAAGCUGCCUGAUUUUUGUGAGCUGCCCAGCACCUUCUCUCCAACCCUGGAGGACAUCGAGGAAUUCUUGAUGGAGAAGAUGGAGCUGGUGAGGGAUGCUCCUCUGAGUCCGGAGGAAAAGUCAAAGGAGGAUGAGCCUCUCGUGCAGCCGUCUUCCCCUGGUGACGCAGAGCCGAAAUCCAACACGGUGUCACCGGCCCCUGCUGCUCAGAGUGUUAACGCCACGGCCAGUGCCGCGCCGGUGCUCGUUGGUGCUCCAUUUGUGCUUCAGUUGCAACCUCUCCAGCUAAGCCACACCCUCCAACAGCCAGACACCCAAUCAGGCGUGGCCAACGGGCUCAGAGUGGCCCACCUGGUGCUCGGUGUCCAAGGGGCACAGAACAUUACCCUUCUUUCACCACAGGUGCCCUCAGCAACUUUCCUCCCCAUCAUGGGCGAGGCCGUCAAUCAAGACCAAAAGUAUGUGAAGAUCGCUCCACUGCCCAUUGCUGUCAGGGCGGUCGGGAUAGCGGGUGCAGGCCUGGUCAAAGCCAUCACACCACGUCCAUCCAGGUCCUCCACGGAAACCUUGCGGGUACACAAAUGCUCUCACCCAGGAUGCGAGAAGAUGUACACCAAGAGCAGCCACCUGAAGGCUCAUUUCCGCAGACACACAGGGGAGAAACCCUACCUGUGCAGCUGGCCAGACUGUGGGUGGAGGUUCUCUCGUUCCGAUGAGCUGUCCCGCCAUCGGCGGUCUCACUCGGGAGUCAAGCCUUACGAGUGCACAAUGUGUGACAAGAAGUUCGCCAGGAGUGACCACCUAUCCAAACACACCAAGGUGCACCGGGGCCCUCGUGCCGGCAGACUGGUCAGGACAAACGUCUGAUCCCGGGAUAAAACUGGAGUGUGAUUCCUGGAGUCUGAGAGGGAAGGCUAUGAUAUCUAAACGGGCUCACAAGCUGUAACCCUCCGCCUUCAUUUUUGUCUCUGUUUCCUCCCCCAACUUUUUUAUCGUUUAUCCAGAUGUUUGUUUUUCUUGGUGCUACAGUCAGCUAACUUGAAACUCAGGGAUGUGAUUGUUAAGCUCAAAGCAGAUUUCUGGCUUUUUAGUGGGUUAAAGUAAAGCUCACAGUCGAUUUCAUCGCGUUUCGUCCUUCGUUGGUGUAGAGAUACAGGUUGAGCUGCAGCAGAUUAUGAAAUCUGUUUUUAUUGCCUUUAAACCGAGGUUGCAGGAAGUCUGGAGAUCUAAAGGACAAUACGGUGUAUUAAUUUGAGGAAACGUGUUUCUUGUACAUUUUGUGAAUAUUGUGUUUUAGAUCUAACCAGGUGAAAAUAUAAAAGGAAUGCAGUAUUUUGGUUGGCUGUAGCACAUUAACUGAAGCCAGAAUGCUGCAGAAUUUCCCUUUCUUUUUAAUUAAGACAAUAUGCACUAUGAUUUAGGCUGUAAUAUUAUGCAUUAUCAAAUAUGGCCUCUAUCAGGGUGAAUCUCAAGAAAAAUGUCAAGAAAUGCAAUAUUU
This is a messenger RNA of Megalobrama amblycephala (Wuchang bream), 2070 nucleotides long. Its product is annotated as Krueppel-like factor 15. The transcript has 3 exons. Bases 324 to 1439 code for a protein of 371 amino acids. Gene Ontology annotation, biological process: regulation of transcription by RNA polymerase II. The record is from RefSeq and is a predicted model, not a curated record. Lineage: Eukaryota; Metazoa; Chordata; Actinopteri; Cypriniformes; Xenocyprididae. Gene Ontology annotation, molecular function: RNA polymerase II cis-regulatory region sequence-specific DNA binding; DNA-binding transcription factor activity, RNA polymerase II-specific.